Pararge aegeria (speckled wood butterfly) is the source of this 5290-nucleotide messenger RNA. RefSeq lists its product as uncharacterized. The record is from RefSeq and is a predicted model, not a curated record. Gene Ontology annotation, molecular function: protein binding. Gene Ontology annotation, cellular component: spindle. NCBI's taxonomy places the organism in Eukaryota, Metazoa, Arthropoda, Insecta, Lepidoptera, Nymphalidae. The coding region runs from base 353 to 4660 and encodes 1435 amino acids. Gene Ontology annotation, biological process: signal transduction; establishment of mitotic spindle orientation; regulation of establishment of bipolar cell polarity. The transcript is spliced from 16 exons.
UGUAUCUCGUUCUAAUUUUAAAUAAAAAAUAGGUUUUAAUCAAUGGAAUUGAUUAGUUCAAACUGUGCCAUGGAUGCAUAUCAAUUAUUGUGUUAUGUUUGUGUUAUGUUUCGCGAUUAUGUUCGGACAAAGUGGUGAGCUUAAAGCAUCAGUGAAAGUGUGGUUAUGUUGACAGUUGAAUUGUUAGAUGUAAUGAAAUAUCAAAUCGCAUUCAUCGGGCCGACGCCUCGACGAGUGAACGUCGGAAAGAAAACGACUCGCGUAACUAUCGUUCCAGUGAAUAGCGUGCGCGUAGUCGAUCGUGACGUGCAAUGCCCAGGGCCCCGCGCGCCCCUCUACCCCUCGUAGGGCUAUGGAGACCCUCCUCGACAAGUUCAAGAGGGAGCAAGGAGGCCUACGACGUUCCAGAUCCGUCCGCGCUUCCCUACGACUGAUAGGCAACCGUUGGCGCGCGAAGGACGACGAGACAAGUGAAGAUAUAGACGGAAUCAAGGACGACGUGGUUUUGACGCAGAUCUUUAACGGAGAGAAAGACUACAGCGUCGCGUACACGGGCAUUGACGGCACGUACAAGCCGAAGACGCCCAACAUGGCGAAGCGGAAGCAGGAACCUGUGAAACUCAGGAAGAAGAGCGGCGACAUCGAUUUAACGUUGAAACCGCAGCGGCACAGGCGAGUAGACAAAACUAAAUUCAGUGAUUUGUUUAACAAGAAGACAAAAAGUGCGUCUGCAAAAGAAUUGCUGGUACCAGAUAAGAUACCGCCUAAAGCAGCGGCGAUUCUUCACAUACAACCAAUGAAGGACACAAAAGAUAAGACAAAAAAGAAGUUGAAGGGUAUGGGUAAAUCUGAGAGUGUAAAUAUAAUCACGGGGGUUGCUACACAUAGACGGACUCGAAGGGGGUCGGAAAGUGACAUGUGCGGUGCUCAACCACGCGGAUGCGUGAAUCCAGCGUUUGUGUACAGUACCCCGCCGAAGGAUAGGAAGCUAACUUUAUCGCCGUCGACCUACUUGAAGCUCCAGUACGGCGCGCUUUUGGACGGGUGCGGUGGGGAGCUGCCUUCGCUCAGUGCGUGCGCCCCCCUCCCGCCGCACCUCGACAAGGCGACACGCCGCCAGCAAAAAGAUGCGCGCGCGCAGCAGGACAAAAUCGCACAAGUUAACAUACAUUUACAGGCACUCUUCGCGGCGGUUGAACAUGGCUAUGUCGAUAAGGCAAGAAACAUCUUGGACUCUACCGAUGUCGAUGUCAACAGCCUCAACCCAGAUGGUUUAUCACCGUUGGACGUCGCGGUGUUGGCUGGAAAUCGACAGCUCGCCAGGAUGCUUAUGGAGUUCGGAGCCAAGGAAGGGACACAAUUCAAAACACCGGAAGCUCUAGGCUCACAUCUACGAAGAUUGUCGCGGGAAGCAGAGUCUCGAUUGCAUGAAGUUACUGGAUAUUUACCUGAAAGAGCGUGUCGAGAAGAUGUUUGCAGAUCAGCGGCUGGUGGUCAGGCUGGUACAAUGGGGUGUGCUGGAGGCACGGGUUCUGAGAAAGAUAAACAAACCCAGCAUUGGGAAAGAAGAGUCAGAACGCUUAAACGCCUAGUCCAAGGGUGGCAGCAGGCCCGAGUUCCAGCGAUAGUAUCAGCUCCGGAUCUGGAAGUAUGUGGCGCACACUCUGUUACUGUCCGUCUGAAGGACCCACGUUCAGCCCAACCAGCAUUACGUGACCCACCUAUUAUUACUAAAUAUAAAGUGGAAUGGUCAUCGCGGGCAGACUUUUCAAACGUCUGUGGCUAUAGAGAGGUGACAGCAUCAGGGGCAAGUUGUACCCGCGUGCUGGUGGCCGGCUUGACACGCGGAAGGCGGUACUUCUUCAGAGCUUCCGGUGGCAAUGUGAAGGGAUGGGGACCUUACACCGUUUCCGUUCCGAGGAGUGUCGUGCCCAGUAGUUGGCAUGAUGUAUCAUCAAGAACUUCGCGCGGUGAGCCGGGUGGAGCGGCUGCUGCUUUAGAAGCUUUAGCAAAUGCCGCCGCCAGCGCCAGACAACGCCCACCAGCUCAACCCCCACGUCUGCCACGGAAGAAAACUGCGACUAUCAGGCAACUGUUCACAGCUGCUAGCAAAUUCCAGAAGAAUUUGAGGAGGGGGGUGUAUUUAGCAUGCAUCAUCUACCAUGAGGACAAGGUGCUUGUCACCAGCGAGGAGUUCUUGCCGGUCAUCGAGGUGGACGAGACAUAUCCCGCCUGUAUAUACACUGAUUUCCAUUGGCUUAUGAAGGUAUCGUGUUCCUGGGACGAAGUAAAGGGAUUAAGAUCAGAUAUGGAGAAGCACACUUCUUCGUCCAUACAUUUCCGUCUUAAACUUCUGACUGCGGCAGCGCAGAUGCAAUCUGCCCUAUGUAUACAGGAUUUAGGCCAACUGUACCACAAGCCCCUUCGAGAUGCACAUGGCACAGUAGUGUUAUCUUGCGUGAACAUGAUCAAGUCGCCAAAAUCAGUUUCUGCAUUGAACUCAAGAUGGGUGCCAGUCUCCAAACUGAGGCGAAGAGUGCUGAGUGAGGACAACACUAUGGGGGAACUGCUCAUGGCGUCUGUGCAUGAACAGAUUGCUUAUCAUCAAGUAUCCAGAUACCAAUUACCUCGAGGGCUAUACAUGGGCUAUCUAAAACUACAAUCAUCAGUAGAAGUUGUGAGAAUAGUAGCUCCGGCGCGAACUCCUAAUGUUCCUCCUCAUACUCGUAUUCGAGAUAAUCCACAUGUUUCUGCUGAAGAAUGGGAGUACCUAAAAUCUCAAUCCGGAAAAACAGACGAAGUUCAAUCUAUGAACAAUAUGGUAGCAAUUGGCACAAGCGAGAAACCUUCAGAAUCUCAAGAGAUGUUCCUUGAACAGAUCGCCUCAGCUUCACGACGACUCUUCAAAGAGAUGGAGAUACCCGACGAAAGCGUAAUCACCCACCGAAUAUACGAUCUCGAAGUUAUAGAACUGAAUAAUGACGUUAGCUUUGUCAUGAUUUGUCCACCCGCCGAGCAAGCUUGUUCCGUACCAGGACAAAAAGAAAUCUUACUGCAAAAAGGCGAUCUCCUUAGCCUCCCCAUACAAGCUUUUGAAAUGAUUCACCUCCAAACCUACCAUACAAAUAUUUUAAACAAAUACUCAAAGUUAAGUUGUGUGUUAGAAUUAGAUGUAGCUUUAGCCGCCCAUUCUCAAAGGGAAGCGUUCUCGUGUACAGAAUUGCAAACAGCAAAAGAGAGACUUACGAAACUAGAAGAUCUUCAAAAUAAUUUGAACUUAGUGUGGAAGGCAGAGCGUUGGUUGAUGGACUUAAUUGUCUUCGCAAGAGACAAGGACAAGUCCGGCCCAAGUUCAGGAAUAUUGCUCAAAUAUGUGUUAGACAAAACGCCGUCCAAUUGCGUUGAUGGGACUGAUAGUGCAAAUUGUGAGAAAGACUCCAAUUUGAAAAUAGAUUUGCUCCAAAUUCCUCCACGUGAUGGCAAAAUUACUAAAACAUCUCCAGGAAGAGGAUCUUGGCCAGGUCCAGCUGGUAACGGCAACCAUGCAAACUUGCAUCCUGAAUUCAGCAAAUCCGAGCAACAGCUGAGUUUAGCACCGCGCCAGACAUCGGUAUCUACGUUAAAUUUAAGUGGAUUUCAAUAUCUUACAUCGGAUCCAAAAUAUGCUAGAAAAGGCAGCGCUGAUUCCCAAUAUACCCAAUCGAGUCUAAUGAGCAAUAACUAUAUGAGUAGUAACUCACAAUUUGAUAUUAAAUCUACUGGAUCUCACAUUAGUAUUAACAGCAGCUGUAGUCGUCUUCCGCCAUCACGGAGUGAAGAUACUUUAGUGAUCCAGAACGAAAAUGUCGAACCAAAACCUCGACCGCACAGUAUUAACACCAGUGUGUCUACCUCAUCGAGCCCGCUUCUAACAGUUAAAGGAUUUUAUCCCGGAAGUAUGAUAAGUGUGAAAACUAUAAAAGCAAACGUAUCGGAAUCGGUUCAGAGUUUGUCCAGUGAUUCUGAAAGCCAAAGCUGUCCGAUAACCACGGCUGUUCCUUUAAAAAUCCGUCCGCAAUACACACAUCACAGGGCUCAGUGUGCUGUUAUAUCCUCGAAAAGUAUGACGAACGUGAAAACGUCUGAAGUAGAUUUCACAGAUACUGGUCAAGAUUUGUUUAAAAAUGGGCACAGUGUUAAACGACAACCGUUACUGGAAGCGCAAGAGGAUACUGAUUAUAAUAAUAAGAUUCCAAAGACUGAUGAAAGACAGAGUGAUAGUGAGGAACGCGGUGUCAAACUGCCAUCAGAGCAACGACAAACUGAUCAAGCGGGUAUUUUACAGGUCUUUGCAGCUUACGAGACGGGUCUAGCUGCCGGUACAUCACUAAAAUUACACGUAACUCCGCGCACCUCAGCCCGCGAAGUCAUUGACCUUGUUGUCAAACAGCUUAAUAUGGCUGCCGUCCUAAAAGGAAAAGCCGGUCCAGUUUACGGACCAGAAAAGCUUCAAGAUUUCUGCUUAGUAGCAGUCAUAGGAGCUAGAGAAAGAUGCCUAAGAGAUGAUUUCAGACCGCUCCAGUUGCAAAAUCCCUGGAGGAAAGGUCGCUUGUACGUCAGGCUUAAGCAUGAUGUGCUAGCGGCUCUUCAGCAUUCUGCCAAACAACCAGCAUAUAUUUAAAAUUAGAACAAUUUAUUUUUAAGUUAGAAAAUAUUAAAGAAUAGAUCUAUAUUAAUAAAUUGAAAUAUUAUUAUCUUUUCGUAUUGAGGUCCAUUAUCUCAGAGUAUAGUUAUUGGGAGUCCUAGAUGCUGACGAAUAAUUUUAUUUUUCGGUGCCAAUUAUUAUUUUUGAUGCUUUAAAUAAUUAAGUAUUAUACAUAUAAGUGAAAGUUGUGAGUAACUAUAGGAGAUAUACGAUGUACUCCAGGAUGUAUGGUGCUUCUCACUGUAAAAAACAGCGUUUAAUGAAAUUGCAUGCAUAUUAUUACAACUUAAAACUAUUAGAUACUUAUCAAUAGAAGUUUUAUAGAUAGCUUUUCCUCUCUCUCUCUCUCUCUCUUCGAAGUAAUUGUUUAUUCUGAUAUAACUACGUCACUUACCGAAUCUAAAAGAUAUGUUGAUUUGAAAGGGAUCUAAAUAGAAUAAUGAUUCCAAAGGGUGUAUAAUUUUUUACACAAUUUCCUGUUUCACGAUUAAAAUACUAUUUUCACAGCAAAUGUGUUUGUUUUAGUGUGUAUACAAUACAUGCUUGAUUAUUUAUAGCUGUAAACCUCUAUUACGUACUGUAUUAUUAUUAUUAUUAAACAUCUAA